GGUCUCCUCUUCUUCUUUUGCCCUCCGGUGCUGCCAUGCCCUCUUCUGAAGAAGUAACCGCCAUUUCCCCCAGCAAGCGGGCCCGGCCUGCGGAGGAUGGCGGCUUUCGGCUCCGCUUUGUUCGACUAUCGGAGCACGCCAUGGCCCCGACCCGGGGGUCCGCGCGGGCCGCAGGCUACGACCUGUACAGUGCCUAUGAUUAUAUAGUACCACCUAUGGAGAAAGCCCUUGUGAAAACAGACAUUCAGAUAGCUCUUCCUUCUGGGUGCUAUGGAAGAAUAGCUCCACGUUCUGGCCUGGCUGCAAAAUACUUCAUAGAUGUAGGAGCUGGUGUCAUAGAUGAAGAUUAUAGAGGAAAUAUUGGUGUUGUGUUGUUUAAUUUUGGUAAAGAGAAGUUUGAAGUAAAAAAAGGUGAUCGAAUAGCACAGCUCAUUUGUGAACGGAUUUUUUAUCCAGAUAUAGAAGAAGUUCAAGUGUUGAAUGACACUGAAAGGGGUUCAGGAGGUUUUGGUUCUACUGUAAAGAAUUAAAAUAUAGGUCAAAUAUAGAAAAAUGUUACUUUCUCUUAAAAA
This is a messenger RNA of Ictidomys tridecemlineatus (thirteen-lined ground squirrel), 572 nucleotides long. Lineage: Eukaryota; Metazoa; Chordata; Mammalia; Rodentia; Sciuridae. The record is from RefSeq and is a predicted model, not a curated record.